Parastagonospora nodorum SN15 is the source of this 1716-nucleotide messenger RNA. RefSeq lists its product as hypothetical. The transcript has 3 exons. Bases 1 to 1716 code for a protein of 571 amino acids. The record is from RefSeq and is a predicted model, not a curated record. Gene Ontology annotation, molecular function: protein binding. Gene Ontology annotation, cellular component: nucleus. Lineage: Eukaryota; Fungi; Ascomycota; Dothideomycetes; Pleosporales; Phaeosphaeriaceae.
AUGUCCUUAUCGAUAACAUUAGCGCCGCCACUUCCAGAAAAGUUCUCACAGCAACACCGCGCAGCAAAAAAUCUUACCCAUCAACUUGCCGCAUUACAGGAAGCCACAACAGACCGACCAUAUAGCAUACCUCAUCGGCUGGAGCUUGCAAAAGUCUACAAGCAACUAGGAUAUCCUGAUCUUGCUGCUAGUGAUGCUUAUAAAGCGCUUCUCUUGAUAGACGAAGUAGUGGAAGAAGGCGAGUAUCACGAAGAAGCCAUCGAAGCAGCCAGGGACGACUAUAUUUCGGAAGUGCUUGCUCAGCUAUCGGUUGAAGAAGAAAAUGAAUCAAAGGAAGAAGAAGGUGCUGUAAGAUGGGCUCAGACAGUUUGCUCGAUUACUGCUUAUGACAUUCUGAUUGGGUGUCUCCUAGACUGUGGGAGUUAUCGCAGUGCUUUCGACUACAUCGCUCGCGCGCAGAAAGCGUUUCCCGAAAACACAAUAUUCCAGAAGCACGACGGGGACUUAUCAAGCAAAAUUUCUAAGUUCUUCGCGGCUAAAAGCUGGAACAUGAAAGAUGUAGAAAUUGACGACUACCCAGAGAGAGGGCUCGUACGCCGCGAGCAGUAUCCAUGGAACCAUCAUGAACCGGACCGCUCUUCUGAAGAGUGCUUGGAUUUUCUCAAUGGAGAGAUGGCAGGUAUAGCCCCAAAGCUAGAGGUUAAGAUCACUGAGCUGCCUCUACUUUCCACUGAAACAUCAGAGGCCUCGCAAAUCAAACAGCUAGGAGUGUUCGCAAAGGAAGAUAUACCUCCUGGAGAACGCAUUCUGGAGGAGAAGUCACUUUUGACCUCCAUCUCAAGAUUGCACGACCACUAUUGCGACGCCUGCAGUCUCCAACUACCAACUACCCAAGAUACCUCAGCGGGUGGACAUGACGAAAUUGUCUCGUGUGACGAGUGCAAUGUGGUCUUCUUCUGCUCCAUGGAGUGCCACGAUCUAGCUCAGGACAGCUACCAUCCUUCACUGUGUGGUGUCAGUGUAGAACAAGGCAAAGUGUCCGCGAGCGAAGCCGCAGAUGCUCUUUAUACUUCACUUUUGGUUCGAGCAUUGGCACUGGCAGAGACGCAAGGUUUGCAUCCACUAGAGCUCAAAGAGAUUCGCUACAUCUGGGGUGACUAUCACGGCCAAGACUUGGACAAAAUUUGGAAGGCCAAUGCGGAUGGUCAGCUUACAGAUGCAUUUGCAGGUAUACCACAAACACUCCCCUUCUCUUUCAAGAGCAACGUUCUUGCACCAUUGCAUAUGUUAGAGAAUAUGGAAGUCAACAUCUUUACGCAAAGCAACCGCUACGACACUUGGGUGUUCAAUACCAUCUUUGCGAAAUUGCGAGGCACGGCAUCGGCUCGACAAGGUCUAGAUGGCCGACCAGAAACUGGCGCUGUCCAUCCCAUGUGGUGCCUUGCAAACCAUAGCUGCGAUCCCAAUGUGGCAUGGGCAUGGGACGGCAGCAUGAGACUUUGGACCCGCGAGAACCUAGUUGAAUGGAAGGGAAGGGACCCUAGCACACAAUCUGGCAUCAAGAAGGGCGAAGAAGUGUUCAGCCACUACUGCGAUGUUAGGUUACCAGUGAAGGAACGACGGGAGUGGGCUGCUGGAGCUUUAGGUGGAGCCUGCGUCUGUCCUAGAUGCAUCUGGGAAGAUCAGAAGUCUCGCAUCGUUACAAGCACGCAAUGA